Messenger RNA from Cinara cedri, 940 nucleotides. The record is from the annotation of a GenBank genome assembly. NCBI's taxonomy places the organism in Eukaryota, Metazoa, Arthropoda, Insecta, Hemiptera, Aphididae.
AUGAAGAGUGUGCCCGGCCUGUGUGUCGGCGUAUCACUAGGAGCUAUACACGUUUUUUUAGCCAAUUACAAUACUCCUGUAACUGUUAUGCCGGCUGACAACGUAUGUAAUAUGAUUAUCACCUCGGUUUGGCACGCUUCCAAACCAAAGUAAGUAUAUCAUUUACAACUUAAUAAUCUGUAGUAUAAUUUUUUUUUUUGGGGAAGGGGUGUUUGUCGAGAUUCCAAUAUGUAUAACAUUUACAUACUUUUAUAUAUCUAUAGGGAUUUUUUGAAGGAAGUUUUAAAAAUUCAUAUUUUCCUUUAGAAAAUAAAAUACAAAUUCCACUUAAACAAAUUAUUUGAAUAAAUUUUACCAGUAAAUAAGAAUUAACUUAUUUCAUAUUGCAUCCUAACAAAUACAUAACAGAUACAUAAAAUAUUAUUGUUUCUAAAUCAAAAUAGUACUAAGUUAUUUGAUCAAUUUUGUAUCAUCCGUGGUGAUGUUAUGGAUACCAGUCAGGUUCUGGGAGAAAAUACUAUUGAGGCACUGUGACACUAUAUGAUCCAUUAUUUGCUUGGUCCCUCCAUAAUCUCACGAAAGUUUAUCUGUUUACUUUAAUUUAAGUUAAAAGUGUUUAUAUUUGCCUUGCUCUAUUAUAUUCACUAUCAACAACCUACGUCUUGGAAUAAUCAUCCCUUUUAAUAUAGUACAAAUGGUAUUUUGUUCGUAGCCUUUCCUGCAUGUACCAAAUCCUUUUUUUAUAUUUUUUAUUAUAAUUAUACAUUUAUAUAUUUUAUUAUUUCAUAGGUCAAACGAUUUAAUUCCCGUAAUCAACCACACACCCUAUGAUUCUCCACCGUUAGGUUUUGGUGAAACUUUUGAGACAAUUGCAAAUCUAUUGAUGGAACACAGCAUUGGUUCAGAAAAACAAGUAAGUGAAUUCAAUAUUUCAAUCUGA